Messenger RNA from Pelobates cultripes (western spadefoot toad), 4026 nucleotides. The record is from the annotation of a GenBank genome assembly. Lineage: Eukaryota; Metazoa; Chordata; Amphibia; Anura; Pelobatidae.
AUGUCCAAGAAGGAUGUGGCGUGUUUCUGGAUCGUACUGCUCCUGUGCCAAGAGCUACGGACCGACCCGAUCGCAGAGAUGGGACCAUCCUCCGACAUCCUGAUUCAAGAGACACCAGGGUUCAUCUUAACAGAGAAGAGGAUCCUGACCAGACGUGUGUUCGUCAGCUUGGACCCCAAGAUUUCCAUCGAGAAGGCAUACAACAUUUCAUCGAUGCAGCUUCCUGAGUUACAGACUUGGUACCAGAUGCACCUCGAAAGAGCACAGGACCGUGUGCGAAACAUCUUGGAGCAAGCUCGGAAACCAUUUGUAUCCAGUUCUAUUCCGAUGAGCAACCGACCCAAAAGGUUCCUCACCGCUAUAAUUGUUGCAUUAGUUUGUGCCACUGUCGGUGCAGUUGUCGCAACUGGAAUGUCUGCAGCCAACUCAAUUACUGUCCAAAAGCUGGAUAUGGAAAUCUAUGCGCUAAAGCAACACAUUAACGAUAUUCAUCAGGUGAUACAACAGCAAAGAACACUUCUCCAAGACGUGUUAACUAUUGUGGAAGACACAGUUGUUACAACAAAUUUGCAUUCAGAGUUAAUUGCCAAAUCCACUGAGUUGCACCAAAGUCAUGACUUAUUUAAGCGUGAACUUUUAUUUCUGCAUGACCCAAUAUUGUUCCACACACUUGCUUUUCUUGACGAAGUGCAAACUGGAAUGAUCGAAUUGGCAGGGGGACGCAUACCUCUGUAUUUUGUAUCCAAGGAUAUUGUUCAUGCGAUGCUUGCCAAUGUGGAUGGAGAGACAAUUGAGCCUAUGCAAUUAAAUCUGGCCUUUGAGAUGGGGAGCGCUAUACCUCUCUUAAUUGAUCCGGAACGUAUGGAGAUUUGCUUUUUAUUGGCCAUACCAUAUGUAACUCCCAAAAACAUUUUUCAAAUGAAAACAAUCUACAAUGUCGGUACAUGGAAGGAAAAUAUCCACGUAAAAGUCCAAACCCCAGAUGUUUUGGCUUUUCAACCAUGGGUACCAGAUUGGUAUUCUAUACCCAUUUUGAAUGACUGUGAGAAAUUCAAAGACAAUAAUUUCCAAUGUGAUGGAAAACCUUUUGUGUACGAUUCUACCAAUGCUUUGUGUGGGAUCGAGUACCUUAAACAUGGCUCUGAAACAUGUCAAGUAACUAUGUCAAAAACCGACAGUAAUGCGUUAGUACAUGCUAUCUUAGUAAAAGAUAAAUGGUUGGUAAGCACGUGUCUUAAAAACAUAAGUGUUUUUCGCAGGGACCAGGUGACUAAUAAAGUAAUUGCCUUACCAGCACCUGUCUCACUGAUCAAGGUACCCCACGACUCUCGUAUCACCAUCGGUGACGUUACGCUAUACCCAGUGUACACUGACGUCAUCGAAAGUGCUAUUGAGAUGGUGGAUCCCUUCCAGAAUCUAGAUAUCCCUCUAGAUCCUAAUCUAAAAUUCUUGCUGGACCACAAGCCCAACCACACUAUCCAAAUGUCAAUCAGAAAAGAUAACAUUUCUGUGGAUACAUUUAAAUACUCUGAGCUAGAUACUGACCUUAUUGCUCGUGUUGACUGGUUCAUCCAUGUUAAGAUUGUUAUUGGGUGUGCUAUGAUAAUAAUGAUAUUAUGGUUGAUUGUACUAAGUGUAAAGUUCAAAACUUUUACAGGUACAAAUAUAUACAAAAAUGUUCAUUCCACGCACGGGCCUAUGUUAGAAAUGAUGUGAUUGCACAAUAUGUCUGGUAACUUCUAUAGUGCUUAUUCAUAAGCUAAAUUAAUUUUGGCUAUGAAAUGCACUAAAGGGGGGUUAUGUCAGAGUAUUUAUAUCGGCAGACAUCUUGUGCUAUGAUAGAAACUAAAAGUGUAUAUUCUGAGUCACUCUGAACAGACCAGACUCCAUUUUGUUAUUUCAAGUUAACAGAAAGACACUAUAUUUCUAUCUGUAAGCUAACCACUUUCCCAGAGCUGAGGAAUGCAUAGUAUAUACAAGCCAAGUGAUAAGGAAGGGGGUUGGACAGACUGUCUAAUGCUAAUGGAAUAUAAUCAAAUUUAAACCCAGACAAUUGUGACAGAGAAGAUUAAAUAAUUUAAUAUUUAACUGUCUAUACAUAUAAGGUACCAUUGUAUGGAAAAGGGUAAACUUAGUUCAUGAUCUGUCAUAUCAGAAAUUAUAGCAGAUUUGCAGACACAUAGUCUGGACAAAAUGUAAGAACCCCUUUGAUCUUUGAAGGAUAUGUAAGUUAUAGCCACUAUCUAGAUAGGCCAAAAUAGCCACCAGGAAAAGUUAACUCUUUCCUGGAUAGGUAUGUUUAGUGGGACAAGACUGCCCUCUAUAGACCAAAUACCUAAUUUGCGAUCUAGAAGAUAACCACACCUCUAGUGCUUCUAUUGGUUUAUCAACUGAUGACGUACAGAGAGUCUGGCCCUUUAAAAGUUAAGACAAAGGGAGAUGCAGGACAUAUGCAAAGGAGAGGAGAGAGGAAUUGGAAAUUUGGGGACUCCAACUCGGACAACAUCUGAGACUAAUACUCUACUCCUAAAACUCUAACACUUAGAAUUUACUGACUUUCUAACCAACACCUCCAUGCAGAGAGACUACCAAUCGGAUGAAAUAUCUACUCAACUGGUAAUUAUACUGGUUUCAUUUAAUUAAAUUAAAUUAAUUAAAAUGUAUUAAUAGCAUUAUAUAUGACUGGAUAAAGCACGGUCAGAUUUCCAUAUUAAGAAAUCUUAGUUAACUAAGAAUAUAUAGUUAUAAACAUUCCAUUCUGCAGGUGGAAUUAAGAAUAAUUAUAUAUUGAUGUGAUAUUAUCACGUGUUAGCAUACCGCUGUUUUUAUCCAGGUGUAUUGAUUUGCUCUAAAUUAAGAUAGAUAUCUUUUAGACAAAUUAAAAAUCUGCUUAUAUAAUAUGUAGAUUCUCUUAUUGGAUUGUUUUCAGGAAAUGGCUAAUGAACUGGUUUAAAUGUUAUUUUAUUUAAAAAUUACAUAAGAAUAGAUCUUAACUACCUAGGAGAUCUAGCCAGCAUUGAAAGGGUUAUUCUAACUGUCUGCUAAACUUUACGACCUUACGCUGCACUCUGAGGAAUUCUGUUCUCUGUGUGAAAAGUUUCACUUUCAGUCUGUGGAAGCUAGUCAUAAAUCGUCAGAAUUCUUGACAGGAAAUGCUAUUUAGCCAUUGAAACGUAAUACCCAUUCCUUUGUAUUGCAUAUAAUUUUGUACUGGAUAUUCAUUGAUUAUUGUUAUGCAUGUUACAUAAUAUUAUUUGUUAAUUAUUGGUUAUCAUAAAUAAAAUCAAUUUUUAUACAUUGUGAUAUUAAUUAUAUGAAAUACUUUCACUUACGAUAAACGUUCUUUGGGAUCUGAGAAUUGAAUUAGUGGGCAAUUCUCAACUGUUUACUAUUAUUAUCCCAUAAAUAUCCCCACAAUAAGGACUGCUGUCCCAACCUGGAAUAGCGUUCUCUGCCAACCAUUCAUCCAUCCAAACCACCUAUCCCACACGUUAGUGACCCCUGAGUUGCGUUUUAGUUCAUCUGAAAGGCUGUCCAGUUUUUCUAUGGCCAAAGUUACUUUUCCAUUGGGUCCAGUAUUAUCUGGAAUAAAUGUGCAGCAGAUCAUAGUCUCGGGGAGGAUUUUACCCUUUUCUGCUAGAAUCAUAUUCAGAGCCAUUCUAUUUUGAAAUGUAAUUUGGGUGGUAGCUUGCAGUUGUUCUGCUAGGCCCUGUAGGGCAUCUCUAGUAUAGUUAACAAACCGCUGUUGGUUGUAAUAGAUCUAAUUAAUCCAAUUAACAUUCUUAUUGACAGUGAUUAAUGGAAUCAGGGAUUCAAAGUCAGCGGCAACCUCAUCCCUAAAUUCGUUGGGUACCCCCCUUGGCACACCAAUGGCAUCAAUAUAAACAUGUGGAUCAAAGCUACCACGGAUUGGGGCUUCCCUUUUGACUCUGGAGUGUGUGUGAGAUCAAAUGUAUUAUGAUGGCCAUCUGGGAUAAUAUGGAUACUCCAUCAGGUGGUCUAACGUGUCCCUGGGUAAUCGGGUAG